AAUCUAAAACUAUCGCAACGAGUAGUUAUCGAUAAAGUGGCUAAACAGCAGCAAUCGUUGCCUUUUAGUUGAACUGUAAAUUCGUGCACGCCAUUUUGUUAUCAAGUUGAUUUGCGUGAAAAGUGAAAAUGGCUUCCCAGAUGGAGUUCGAUUUAACAGAACGCAUUUUGCUGCAUUUGGAGAGCUGCGAAGAGGUAGACACUUUGCAUUUGGCCCAACAAUUUGGCAUUGAACAUCAGAAAAUAGUGGGCGCAGUGAAGAGCAUUCAGGCGCAUGGCGAGCUGCUCAAAGCGGAGGCACUUACGCACAAAUCCCUUCAGCUGACCGAGGAGGGACAGUCUGUGGCGUUGCGUGGCAGCCACGAGGCCAUUAUCUAUGCUGCGGUGCCCGGCGAGGGGGGCAUAGCCCAGGCGGACUUGCUGGCCUCGGGCGGCUGCAAUGCCAAGCUGGGCUUCAGCAAGGCCAUGUCACAAGGUUGGCUGUGGCUGGACAAAAGCGUGCAACCGCCACUAAUCCGGCGCAGGGUGGCCAACAUAGUGGACCAUGUGCAGGAGCAGCUGCUGCAGCUGCAGCUGCAGCUGGCAGGAGGCGAGGCGCAGCUGUCGGUUUCGGAUUUGACUGACUACAAAAAGCGCAAGCUCUUGCAGGAAUUAAGCAUCAAAAGCUUUCGGCUCAGCAAAGGACCAAAGUUUGCCACCACGCUGACUAAGCUGGAAACGGACCUCACUAUGGACAUGCUGGCCACCGGCCAGUGGCAGCAGCUCAGGUUCAAGGCCUACAAUUUUGAUGCACUGGGCGCGUCACCAAUGCGUGGACAGCUGCAUCCGUUGCUAAAGGUGCGCACCGAGUUUCGUCAAAUCUUUCUCGAGAUGGGCUUCUCGGAGAUGGCCACAAACAACUAUGUGGAAGCAUCGUUCUGGAAUUUCGAUGCACUCUUCCAGCCGCAACAGCAUCCGGCACGCGAUGCCCACGAUACGUUCUUUAUCAAACAGCCGGCCCACUGUUUCGAACUGCCCGAGGAUUAUGUGCGGCGCGUGCAGACCGUGCAUUCGGUGGGUGGCUAUGGCUCGCUGGGCUACGGCUAUGAGUGGCAACUGGCUGAGGCGCAAAAGAAUCUGUUGCGCACCCACACAACGGCCGUGAGUGCACGCACUCUAUUCCAGCUGGCCAACCAGGCGGGCGGCUUUAAGCCCGCUAAGUACUUUAGCAUUGACAAAGUAUUUCGGAACGAAACGCUGGACGCAACGCACCUCGCCGAGUUCCAUCAGGUUGAGGGUGUUAUCGCUGACGUUGGCCUGACUCUGGGCGAUCUAAUUGGCACUCUGCAUGCAUUUUUUUGCAAAUUGGGCAUUACGCGGUUGGAGUUCAAGCCAGCAUAUAAUCCCUACACGGAGCCCAGCAUGGAGAUAUUCUGCUAUCAUCCCGGCCUGGCCAAAUGGAUUGAAGUGGGCAACUCGGGCGUCUUUCGACCGGAGCUGCUGUUGCCCAUGGGCCUGCCGAGAGAUGUGAAUGUUAUUGCUUGGGGCCUCUCGCUGGAACGGCCCACAAUGAUCAAGUAUGGCAUUAAUAAUAUACGGGAUCUGGUUGGACCCAAGGUAGAUCUGAAAAUGGUUGAAGAUGGGCCCAUUUGCCGAUUGGAUCAUGUUUAAUGGGCACUACUGCAUUUCGAUUUCGCUUUCUGUCAACGACAAGUUGAAAGGCUCGUUUUGCAACACUGCUCGACCAAUCGAAUGCAUUGAUCAGAAUGAAAACAUGAAGAAAGCAAUUGUCCAAAACUGAGUUUUCUUUUACGACUUUCUUUCUUAUUUACUUUCGAGCUAUUUGAACAAAAGUGUAAUUACAAUAAGAGCAACUAUCGAC
Drosophila virilis is the source of this 1860-nucleotide messenger RNA. Its product is annotated as phenylalanine--tRNA ligase alpha subunit. Gene Ontology annotation, cellular component: cytosol; cytoplasm; phenylalanine-tRNA ligase complex. Gene Ontology annotation, molecular function: tRNA binding; ATP binding; phenylalanine-tRNA ligase activity. The record is from RefSeq and is a predicted model, not a curated record. Gene Ontology annotation, biological process: phenylalanyl-tRNA aminoacylation. Lineage: Eukaryota; Metazoa; Arthropoda; Insecta; Diptera; Drosophilidae.